CUUCUCCAGACAGGUUAUGUCACCGACAAAGGCUGCCCUGAAGCUCCCUGCGGCCUGGAGACUAUGUACAAGAGGAAUGGUCUGAUGGCUAGCGUGUUGGUCACCUCUGCCACUCCACAGGGCAGCAGCAGCUCAGACUCUUUGGAGGGCCAGAGCUGCGACUAUGCCAGCAAGAGCUACGAUGCCGUUGUCUUCGAUGUCUUGAAAGUUACUCCCGAGGAGUUUGCUAGCCAGAUCACAUUAAUGGACAUCCCUGUGUUUAAAGCCAUCCAGCCGGAGGAACUAGCCAGCUGUGGAUGGAGCAAGAAGGAGAAACACAGUCUCGCCCCAAAUGUCGUGGCCUUUACCCGGAGGUUUAACCAGGUCAGCUUUUGGGUUGUACGAGAAAUUCUAACGGCCCAGACUUUAAAAAUAAGGGCAGAAAUCCUGAGCCAUUUUGUGAAAAUAGCCAAGAAACUUCUAGAACUCAACAACCUUCAUUCUCUCAUGUCGGUGGUGUCUGCGUUACAAAGCGCACCCAUCUUCAGGCUGACGAAGACCUGGGCUCUUUUGAAUCGAAAAGACAAGACCACUUUUGAGAAAUUGGACUACCUGAUGUCUAAAGAAGAUAAUUACAAGCGGACUCGGGAGUAUAUCCGAAGCCUGAAGAUGGUUCCCAGUAUUCCCUAUCUAGGGAUCUAUCUUCUGGACUUAAUCUACAUUGAUUCUGCAUAUCCUGCCUCAGGCAGCAUCAUGGAAAACGAACAAAGAUCCAAUCAGAUGAACAAUAUUCUCCGAAUAAUCUCUGAUUUACAAGUUUCCUGCAGCUACGAUCACCUCACGACCCUGCCGCACGUGCAGAAGUACCUGAAGUCUGUGCGCUACAUCGAAGAGCUCCAGAAGUUUGUGGAAGACGACAACUACAAACUGUCGCUCAGAAUUGAACCAGGAAGCAGCUCUCCAAGGCUCGUGUCUUCCAAGGAAGAUCUUGCAGGCCCCUCCACUGGCUCCAGUUCUGCGAGGUUCAGCCGGCGCCCCACCUGUCCUGACACAUCUGUUGCUGGCAGCCUCCCGACUCCCCCGGUCCCAAGGCACAGGAAGAGCCACAGCCUGGGCAACAAUAUGAUGUGUCAGUUGAGUGUAGUUGAGAGUAAAAGUGCGACAUUCCCAUCGGAGAAAGCGAGGCACCUGCUGGACGACAGUGUCCUAGAGUCCCGCAGCCCUCGCAGGGGCCUCGCCCUCACCUCCUCCGCCGCCAUCACCAAUGGACUCUCCCUAGGCAGUAGUGAGAGCUCAGAGUUUAGUGAAGAGAUGUCUUCAGGGCUGGAAAGCAGGGGACGUCUCUAUGCCACGCUGGGGCCCAACUGGCGGGUUCCAGUUCGGAAUUCUCCCAGAACCCGGAGCUGCGUCUACAGCCCCACCGGCCCGUGCAUCUGUACGCUGGGAAGCUCGGCCGCAGUGCCCACCAUGGAGGGGCCUUUACGAAGGAAAACUCUGCUCAAGGAAGGACGGAAGCCCGCACUGUCCUCAUGGACCAGGUACUGGGUCAUUCUCUCAGGAUCCACCCUCCUGUACUAUGGAGCCAAGUCCUUGCGGGGCACAGACAGAAAACACUAUAAAUCCACACCUGGCAAGAAGGUCUCCAUUGCGGGCUGGAUGGUACAGCUGCCCGACGACCCUGAGCACCCGGACAUCUUCCAGCUGAAUAACCCAGACAGAGGCAAUGUUUACAAGUUCCAGACUGGUUCCCGGUUUCAUGCGAUACUGUGGCACAAGCAUUUGGACGAUGCAUGUAAAAGCAACAGGCCUCAGGUACCUGCAAACCUUAUGUCAUUUGAAUAAGUCUCUGCAGGACUUGGCGUGACUUCAGAAGCUUCUGGGAGCCCUGCCUGGGACUGGUGGUGAGCGCAGGUCCUGGGCACAGGCCACUGGCCAGGGUGCUGGAGACUCACAGCUGGACUCUAGGGGACGGGGCCUGUGGCCUCACAGUCCAGAGGCCCCACCGGUGCAGGAUCUGCCACCAAUCCCCAGCGACUCUCAUGACACUCAUUCAGCAGCUACACUCCAUGCUCCCUCUCUGGGCCCUCGUCCGUCCGCCAGCUGCUGCUGCGACUAGAGAGCAUUUGGCCCACGUUGGGUCCCCAGUGCUUUCUCCUGCACAAAGGAGUGGACAGUGUUGCCCUGCAUGAGGGGCCAGAGAGCAGGAACAGGUUGUGGAACUGGCUCUACACCCCAAGUGCAUGGGGUUGCUCAGGGCCCCCUCAGAUUUUGUACAAUCCGAAGCGUCCUCUGCGCGUGCGUGCCGUGUACGUGUGCAUGCGAACGAGUGUGAACUCUUCGAGAAACAUGCAUUUUGGCACAAGACUCGUGACAUCCAACACUUCAUUGGCUUUGAGGCCCUGCUUUAACCUUUAGUGACAGCCUUGUCCACCAAGGAAGGUCAGAGUGAGAGCCCAGAUCCCCCGUGUUAAGGGUCCCUCGCAUUCUUUUACUGUAAACAAACGAUGCCUUAAA
Miniopterus natalensis is the source of this 2493-nucleotide messenger RNA. RefSeq names its product Ral GEF with PH domain and SH3 binding motif 1 (gene RALGPS1). Gene Ontology annotation, biological process: Ras protein signal transduction. The record is from RefSeq and is a predicted model, not a curated record. Lineage: Eukaryota; Metazoa; Chordata; Mammalia; Chiroptera; Miniopteridae. Gene Ontology annotation, cellular component: plasma membrane. Gene Ontology annotation, molecular function: guanyl-nucleotide exchange factor activity.